UCCGUAGAGAAAGAGAGGUCGGAGUCGAAAAGUGAAAUGCUCAGCCGUGCUCUCGUAAUUUCAUUAGAAUAUAGUAGCAAGAGGAGAAUACUCGUUUUGUGAUUUGAACAAAAAGCAGACGUGAUUUAACAAGGCUCUUUCUUCAAGAGUAAGCUUUCCGCUUCGUGUCAUUUCUUCCACCUCUGUGACCGCGGAUUCUACCCGUGAUCCCUCAACGGUUCCUCCGUCGCCGUUGGCUGGAGAAGGUCCUUCCUAUAGCCGGAAAUCGUGGGCAGCCCUAGCGAUAGGCCGCUAGCCGUUCUUCACAUCAAAUACCCAGAUCGUAGAUUCCUCUCUCUCUCUCUCUCUUGGCGAUGGCAUCGUCCGGCUACGGGACGCUUCCGUCAUCCUCUGCCCCAUACUCUUCCUCCCCCUCAGCCGCUACGACGGCCGCGGACUUCGUCUCUCGGGCCAAAGAGAGGGGUAGAUCAGUCAUGGCCACACGGAAACCAUGGCGCGAGCUCGUGAAUCUGACGGCGUUCUCCCGCCCGUUGAGCUUCGGCGAAGCAUUCGCACGGAUCCAGAGGAAUCUCUCCUACUUCCGCGUCAACUACGCCAUGAUCUUCCUCCUGAUCCUCUUCCUCAGCCUCCUCUGGCACCCAAUCUCUCUCAUCGUCUUCAUCGUCGUCUUCGUCGCCUGGUUCUUGCUGUACUUCUUCCGCGACGACCCGCUUGUGCUCCUAGGCCGGACUCUGGAUGACCGUGUGGUGCUCGCCGUCCUCUCUGUUGUGACGAUUGUUGCUCUGCUCUUGACGAAAGUGACUUUGAACGUGCUGGUCUCCCUUCUUAUCGGGGCUGCGGUUGUUCUGGUACAUGCGGCGUUCAGGUCGACGGAUGACCAUUUUCUGGACGAGCAGGAGGCUGCAGGCGGAGGUUUGUUAUCUGUAGUCGGUUCGAUGCAUACGUACAGUAGAGUUUGAUUUCUCUAAGAUGUCUUCCGCCACAAACCUCUUCCCCCUCCCCCUCCUCCCCUUUCCCCUCUUUCCAACCCUAAAUUCGUAUGUUGGUGUAAUUGAACCAGUUUAAAAUGUAACUUAGUUUCAUUUCUUUCCCUUUUUUCGUCCGUUCCUUAUGCUUCCAUUUUGAUUUUGUUGGUUUUUUGAGGAUCUACUCUGGUUGUCACUUGACAUUGUAUUUUUUCUUUGGGUGCGUUAUGUGUGUAACAUGGCAUAAAGAAGCGUCUGCUUGUCUUUUUGUUUGAGGGAAAUCAAUGUAUUAUUUCUUUCC
Nymphaea colorata (pocket water lily) is the source of this 1266-nucleotide messenger RNA. RefSeq names its product PRA1 family protein E-like. Gene Ontology annotation, cellular component: Golgi apparatus; endoplasmic reticulum. The transcript has a single exon. Lineage: Eukaryota; Viridiplantae; Streptophyta; Magnoliopsida; Nymphaeales; Nymphaeaceae. Gene Ontology annotation, biological process: vesicle-mediated transport. The coding region runs from base 354 to 959 and encodes 201 amino acids. The record is from RefSeq and is a predicted model, not a curated record.